AAGAAUGUAUGGAGGAAAGCCAUUUGAGUCAUUUCAACCAAAUAAGCAUCUGAUCAACUUUGUUAAUAAGAAUUUGUCCCUUGGGUAUGUUGAUGUUGUAAUGGAAACCUCACCUUCAACGACCAACUACUCAUGGAGACCGAUGGCAAAGGCGUAUAAUACUCCUGCUUAUAAGAUAAAGGAGAAAGUGAACAAUAGGCAACCUAAAAUAAAUUUUCCACGGCAGAAAUAGCGCUCUGAUAAGGCGGGAUCAGCAGAAGUUUAGCACUAAGAACAGUGUUAUGUCGAUUUGUACGAAUAUUAAAUUUGCUAAUCCUCCUGAUGUUACUGCUUCCAUUUAUUUGAAUCAAGUUGGCAGUCAUAAUUUGAAAUAAUAAGACUAAUAAGAAGAGCCUGAGCUCUGCUUAUCGUGCCCAGAGAUUGUACCGGCCGGAAACUCCUGAAGUAAAAAUUAAUGGCAAAGCUAGUGAAGAAGGUGCCCCAAUCUCUUGAACUCAAGAGGCCACUUUGGAUGAUAAUGAUACUGUUGAAGUCUCGACUAAAGGACGUGUCAAAGAAUCUAACCAGACCAUAGAAAUGAUGUAUAAUCACUGGGUUCAAGGAAAUAAAUAAUGAUCUUGCCAACAGCCAGGAAUUUAGUAAAAUUGCAUCAAAAUACCGUAUUAAUGAAAUCGAUCGCCAAAUCACAAGCAUUCGUAAGAGAAUGAAAAGUGCAGUCAAGAGCAAUAAUCCAUGGGAAAUACACUCAAAGAAGACAAAAACUGAUAUCCAGAUUAUCACAAAGAACAGGGAUUUUAGCAACAUGACUCAGUAUUUCAAGAAGAAAAGAAGAAAAUCCCACCAAGCUUGUAACCAGGGUGAAGAAGAAAUUAGGUCAGACCGGAAAAAGAAGAGGUUACAUUUAAAAAUGCUCAAGAAAAGGAAUAAAUCUGCUGAUCCUACUAAGCAGCGGCUAAAUUUAAACCGAACCCAAACAAAAGCAAACCCUGCUAGAAGAUUAAUCACAAUGAAGAAUUUUCGAAGAAAGAGGAAGCAAUAUGAAGAAAAUCAGGACUAA
Moneuplotes crassus is the source of this 1057-nucleotide messenger RNA. The record is from the annotation of a GenBank genome assembly. NCBI's taxonomy places the organism in Eukaryota, Ciliophora, Spirotrichea, Euplotida, Euplotidae.